CUCCGUGAGUGGACGAUAUAUUCGCAUGUUCAUCUGCUAUUUGAGGCACAUUGUCAAGACGGCGCAUUUCAGUCGCACAGGAGUCUCCUUUCUGUCCUGCUACUACUGAUCCAACACUGUCAAUCUCUUGUUAUUGGAAAGGACCAUCUCAGUCCGCUGUGAUGUUUGAUAUCAGCUUUCAUGCAGCGGUCCAACCCAUUCAGAGGAGAUUCAGAUGUCGGCAACUCUUCUAGCAUGUGUUUACCCUCUGCGUCAUGGGCUCUUUAUAGUGGUCUCACUGAUCCUGGCUGGACAGGUGGAAUGAUAGUCGGCGAGACUUCGCUAAAGAUGUGUUUCGAGAUUCUUUCCCCUGAGUCUGUCGUUUGGGCUGCUGAUUUGGCAUUGUCUGUCCUCAUCUUGCGCACUGCUGGCAUUGGUGCGGUCUCAAUUGCAUCUCCGGUUUGGUUCUGCCUAGCGACGUGGCUCGUACUGGCGGCCAACGUGUUUCACGUUUCAGGUCCUGGAUGAUAAAGUAUAUUGUGUUCUUUAUCUCAGGAUGGUAAAAUGACAUCUCGAGAGAGCGGUAUAGAAUAACGAUGCAGAUACAAUAUGUACGAUGCAGGAGGCAUCACUUAGGGUAUUGACAUUCCUUUCGCAUUAUCAGCCAAUACCCAGUCUUGAGGCAAUCCUGUUCCUCGUCCAGAAUAAAGCGGCCAGGCAUAC
Suillus clintonianus is the source of this 702-nucleotide messenger RNA. RefSeq lists its product as uncharacterized. NCBI's taxonomy places the organism in Eukaryota, Fungi, Basidiomycota, Agaricomycetes, Boletales, Suillaceae. The transcript has 4 exons. Bases 181 to 507 code for a protein of 108 amino acids. The record is from RefSeq and is a predicted model, not a curated record.